CUCCGCCGUGCGUUCCGAUAGGUUUAACCGGCCUCCGCCGUCAUUCUGCCUGUUCUGUAGGGACCGGUAUAGCACUUAAUCUCAAACGCCUGUGCCGUACAAAUUUGGUGUAAGAUAAUGGCGACACAAUCUCAUGCUCAGGCGGUUAAGUCGUUGAAUAAUGGAGCUGGAAGAAGACGCUUUGUGUUUAAGACGUUUUCUCAAAGAAUCGAAGAUAUUGACGUUGAUGUUUUUCGAAGUCUCGAUCCUCUCAAGCAAGAACCCUCUGAAGGGUCAUCGUUUUUUCGCGAUUGCCUUGUUGAAUGGAGGGAACUUAACACCGCUGAGGAUUUUAUAUCAUUUUAUGAGGAAAUGUUGCCAUUGGUACAAACAUUACCGCAAAUUAUCUUACAAAAGGAGAUUAUACUUUCGAAUCUUCUUUCUAGGUUGGAUAUGAAAGGGAGACUGUCACUCGAGCCUAUUCUUAGGUUAAUAGCGGCGCUAUCUAGAGAUCUAUUGGAGGAUUUUAUACCAUUUCUGCAGAAGGUUGCAGAUUCGAUGGUUUUGCUUCUCGGUAGUGGUGCCGAUAGGGAGUCGGAAAUAAUCGAGCAGAUUUUUACAUCGUGGUCAUGCAUUAUGAUGUAUCUACAGAAAUAUUUAAUGAGAGAUGUUGUCAAUAUCCUCAAAGUUACAAAAAAGUUAAGGUUCUACCCGAAAGAUUACAUUCAGGAAUUUAUGGCUGAGUCGGUUUCUUUCGUGUUGAGGAAUGCACCUGUUGAGCAGAUUAAUAGAGGUGUCAAGAAACUAAUAUCGGAAAUAGUCACGAAACCUUUAGAAACCAGAAAAUCUGGAGCGAGUGCUUUGUUAUUUUAUGUUAUGAGAGGAUUUUCAUCAAAGUUACACUCGAGAGCCGAGCACGUGCUGCAAUUAUUACUCCACAAUGAAGUUAUUGGAAGCUGUGACAAAGACCCUGAAGGAUCAAAUCCGGUUAUUGAAGUUGUGAUCACAGUCGUCCAACGGCUAUGUGAAGAGUUGCAGUCCUCAGAGUUAAAAUUGUUGUUGCAACUUGAACAAAAAGAAAUAUAUGAAUCUGUUUCUAAAGGAGACUCACACCAUCUUACUCAUCUUCUGUCUCUGUUUAUAUCCACUUUAGAAGCUAAUAACAUGCACAGGGCAAUAGAUUUUGAACAAGUGCUUGAGCUAGUUAAGAAUCUUAUCGAGACGUUUUUAAUGCCUUCUAUCAUGCAGAAGGCCGUGGAACAAUCGUACAACGUUAUCGAUAACAUUUUGCAACUGAUGCUUUGCGUUCUUGACGGUCUUCAUAGUGGCUCUCAUGCUGGAGCUCUUGCUUCAUUGUCGAUGCAAUGGGCUCCUAUAUUUGAGAUGAGAAAUAAGAGUUUUAUGAAAUUCGUUAAGGAGUUAUUAUCCAAGGACGCUUCCAUAGUUCAGAUUUUCAGAUGUUGUAUUACAAGUGCGUUGACUGAUUUAGUCAUGAUUUCGGAGGAUGAGGCUAUGUAUCUUCUUGUUACGUUCUUCGAGAAGCUACAAUCUUUAGACUUUUGUCUGUUGGAAGAGAAGUCGAAACAGGGGGUUUCAAGAGUUCAUAAUUUUCUCCAAGAAAAUAUUACUUGCUGGAUCGGAAAGAUUAACGAUGCCGCACAUAAAGAUCCAUCUAAUGUUGAGUUUACGGCUACAGAUUUAGCUCAUAUUUGGGGAACUAUCACCUGCUAUUCUUACAUGACAGACUUCGAAGCUAAUCAUUACUUACUUAUGGAGUUUGUAGAAGCCCUUGACCGCCUUUUGAUGGUCAACUCUGAAAUUAUUGCAGCAUUGCCUAGAAGGGUUUACGAAAGUCUUAUUGGAGCGGGUUUAGCUUCUUAUCAGCGAUUGAGCUUGACAGCUAAGCAUGAUGAUUUACCAGUGGAUAAAUUAUUGUAUUUUGCCAAAAAAUACAAAUUGUCUAUCCAUAUAUUAUCUGCAGUUGCCGAUUUUUUGGAUUCUUUAGAUUCGUCCACCACACAAGCGGAUAGCACUCGUAAAAAGUAUCGUUUGGAGUUCGAGGCGGCAAAAACCAUUGAUGCGUUUAAUAUUUUUUCUGAAAAUCUAUGCCACUCCGACAAACAGAUCCGUCUUCUCACUCUAAGAAUUUUAUGCCACUAUGAAUCCUUACGUUCAGAGAAUGAUAUGAUAAUUGAUGAUCACGGUGAAAAUGUUCUCCAUUCAUUGCUUGCCAUUGAAGCAACGUCGCUUUCUAUAGCUACUAGUAGGAAAGUUGUUCUAUUGAUAUCGAAGAUACAGAUGGAUCUCUCAGCUAAAAGGAUACAUGACGCUUAUAUACCCCUUGUGUUUAACGCUGUUAUUGGCAUAUUCCAUAACCGAUUUAAUUAUUUAUGGAAUCCAGCUAUGGAAUGCUUUGUUGUUCUGGUUAAUGAUUAUCCAUCACCCGUGUGGGAAACAUGCAUGAAGUUUCUAGAUAAAUGUGUGUCUAAUUUUGCAUCGUAUCGAGCACAUUCUGAUCAAGACAACAGUGAACUACAUGGCAGUCAUGAUGAUUUGCUCGGUUGUUUUAACCAAUUUGUUGGCCCUUCAUAUGAAGACAUUCCAUCCCCAACUGUUUUAUCAUUGUUGAUUAAGUCAUUACAAAAAGUAUCAACUUUUGUGGAAUCACGUUCUCGUCAAAUUAUACCGUUGUUCUUGAAGUUUUUGGGUUAUGAGGUUGCUGAUCUUUCAAGUGUGAGAUCGUUUAGUUUGGAAGCUUGUAAAGGAAAAGUGUGGAAGAGUGUUCUUGGAGAUUGGUUAAGCUUACUGAAGCUGAUGCGCAAUCCGAAGGCCUUCUAUCUGAGUCAAUUUAUUAAGGAUGUUUUACAAUAUAGGCUGCUUGAUGAGAAUGAUUUUGAGGUGCAGUUGAAGGUUCUUGAUUGUCUGUUGAAUUGGAAAGAUGAGUUCCUCUUCCCAUAUGCUCAGAAUCUUAGAAAUUUGGUCAACCCCAAGACCCUAAGGGAUGAACUUACAAGAUGGAGUUUAUCUCGGGACUCUCAUUUAGUUAGUGAACAACACCGAGAUAGUCUUGUGCCGCUUGUCAUUCGGCUUCUUGUCUCGAAAGUUAGGAACUUGAAAACACUUGCCUCUCGAAAGGCUGCAAGCAUGCACCACAGGAAAGCAGUUAUCGCGUUCUUAGCCGAGCUUGAUAUCAACGAGCUUUCUCUGUUUUUCGCUUUAUUAAUAAAGCCGUUACAAAUCGGUUCAUCGGGUGUUGAUGAUGUGAGUGAGUUAAUCUGGAGUUCAGCGAAAACUUCUGCUAAUUUGGAUUCUUCUGCUGUUUUGAGUCAUUUUACCAUGGAUAACAUCAAGUCUUUAUCUUCAAAGAAAAUAUACGGGUUUUUACACGUCAUUGAAGAAAUUCUUGGAGUUUUUGAUGAGUCCCGCGUUAAACCUGUUCUUGAUACAUUUAUGGGAAGUGUUGUUCGGAUAUUAGCUAGUUGUGCAUCAAGUACUGAUGAGGAAGAUUGUGCGGCAGACAAGCAAUCUAUGGCCAGCUUGGCCCCAAAACAGCUAAAGGAUUUGCGAUCUUUAUGCCUGAAAAUUAUAUCUUCGGUACUAAGUAAAUUCGACGAUCAUGAUUUCUCUGUGGAAUUCUGGGACAUUUUCUUUUCAGCGUUAAAACCGUUAAUUGACGGUUUUAAACAAGAAGGUGCCAGCAGUGAGAAACCGAGUUCACUGUUUGUUUGUUUUCUUGCUAUGAGUAAAAGCCACAAACUCGUCUCACAAUUUCAGAGGGCGAAUAAUCUUGUACCGGAUAUAUUUUCGAUUUUAACGGUGCCGACAGCGUCGGAAGCGAUUAUAUCAUGUGUUCUUAGAUUCAUCGAGAAUCUUCUUAAUCUAGACAAUGAGGUUUCGAGUCAUGACUCUAAUGUUAAAGGAAUUCUACUUCCUAAUGUCAAUACGCUUGUCUGCUGCUUGCAUCACCUUUACACAAGCAAAAAUACUAGCAGGAAAUCUCUCAAACCUUCCGAUGGGAAAGAGCUUAGCAUUUUCAAAUUAUUACCGAAAUAUAUCGAAGAUCCGUCACUUGCGAAAAAGUUCGUUGACAUUUUGCUUCCAUCUUUAACGAAGAAACCGCUGGACUGGGAUUCAUGUGUCGAGACUAUGCAUGUUAUUCAGAAAAUGGUCCCGAUGUUGGGAAGUGAAGGCAGUUCGAGAAUGCUGAAUACUAUUUCUCCGCUUCUUAUACAUGCCACCUCAGAUGUCCGGUUGGCUAUAUGUGGUAUCCUUGAUCUUCUUGCUGCAAGUGACCCUUCUUUAGUCCACGUGGCGGAACUUUUACGGGAAUUAAAUGCUACAUCUUCCAUGGAGAUGGACGUUCUUGAUUAUGAUGUCAUAAUUAGUGCUUACGAGAAAAUAAAUAUUGAUUUCUUUUGCAGCGUGCGAGAGGAGCAAACAUUAAUCAUCUUGUCACAUUGUGUACAUGACAUGUCAUCACAGGACUUAAUUUUGAGGAACAGUGCGUAUAGACUUUUGCUUUUGUUUCUUGAAUUCUGUCAGAAGAUCAUUUCCAGUGAAAUGGAAUCUAAUAACGCGUGUUGGACUGAAAUACGCGUUCGUAAUAUAAUAAAUAACUUCUUUUUGAAGUACAUGGGGGAUGCUAUGAACAGAGAAACUUCCGUUAUAAAGGUUUGGAUGGAUUUACUACGGGAGAUGGUGUUGAGGCUUCCAAAUGUGUCUAAACUUGAAUCGUUACAUGCUCUUUGCAAUGAAGAUCCAGAGCAAGAUUUCUUUAACAAUAUUGUUCACUUGCAGAAGCAUAGGAGAGCACGGGCAUUGAUGCGCUUCUGCAGUGUUGUUCGUGAUCACCAAUUGUCGGAGGUUAUUACACACAAAGUGUUGGUCCCGCUAUUCUACAAUAUGCUACUUGAAGUAAAAGACGGAAAAGGAGAGCAUCUUCGAAACGCGUGCAUUGAAGCCCUUGCAUCGAUUUCUGGUUCCAUGAGUUGGAAACAGUAUUACGCACUCUUGAACAAAUGCUUCAAAGAAGUCAAACUUAGACCCGACAGACAAAAACUAUUUUUGAGACUUAUUUCCUCGAUCAUUGACCACUUCCACUUUCAAGAAGUCAAACCCGGAAAGUCAACAGUCUUGGUCAAAUGUACCACAACCGAUGAACAUGAACAUUCUGAUGUUCAAAAUUCUCUUCAUAAUAACGUUCUGCCGAAAGUACAAAAGCUGUUGACUUUGGAUACCGAUAACGUCAAUGUUAACGUGAGUCUUGUUGCCCUCAAGUUGUUAAAACUUCUUCCUGGAAACGUAUUAGAGGUUCAACUUCCGACGAUAAUUCACCGCGUUUCAAACUUUUUAAAAAAUCGUCUCGAUAGCGUUCGCGAUGAAGCGCGGUCGGCUCUUGCCGCUUGUUUGAAAGAGUUAGGGUUAGAAUAUCUCCAGUUUGUUCUUAACGUGUUAAGAUCGACUUUAAAACGAGGAUUUGAGCUUCACGUGCUUGGAUAUACCGUCAAUUUCAUUUUGUCGAAGUGCUUAACGGGUCCCGUUUGCGGGAAGUUGGAUUAUUGUUUAGAGGAUAUUCUCUCGGUGGUGGAAAACGAUGUUCUCGGUGAAGUUUCCGAAGAAAAAGAGGUUGAUAAAAUCGCUUCGAAAAUGAAGGAAACCAGAAAAAAGAAGUCGUUUGAGACGCUUGAGUUAGUUGCGGAAAACGUCACGUUUAAAACCCAUGCGUUGAAGAUAAUGUCAUUUGUCACACGUCAUCUGCAGAAACAGUUGACCCCAAAGUUGAAGUCAAAGUUAGAAACUAUGUUACGUCAUAUAGCUUUGGGUAUUGAACGUAACCCGACCGUGAACCAGGAAGAUAUUCUCAUCUUCACUUACGGUUUCAUCGAAGACGACGUGAACGGAAACCAAGCGAGUCAACAUAAGUUCUCACAUCUAGUUACAGUAUUUGCUCUUGGAAUUUUGCAUAACCGAAUAAAGAAAAUGAUAACUAAACAAAACAUAGAGCAAGUAAUGUCGUUAUUGGACCCGUUUGUCGGAUUAUUAUGCGGUUGCUUAAGCUCAAAAUUUGAAGAUAUCACAUCCGCAUCUCUUAGGUGUCUUUCACUUCUCGUUAAAUAUCCGUUACCGUCACUCAAGUCGCAAGCUGAUAAUAUCAAAACCGCACUCUUUGUUAUCCUUCACGGGUCCGUUAACGCUGGAACUCCAUUGGCUGAAUCGUGUAUUCGGUUAUUAACGGUUCUGUUAAAAAGCACCAGUAUUACACUUUCAUCUGACCAAAUGCACAUGCUUCUUCAAUUCCCGGUUUUUGUUGAUCUUCAACGAACUCCGUCGAUUGUUGCGCUUUCGUUAUUGAAAGCGAUUGUGCGCCGUAAAGUUGUGGUUCCGGAGAUUUAUGAUCUCGCUAACCAAGUUGCUGAGUUAAUGGUAACGAGUCAAGUGAAACCGAUACGCAAGAAAUGCAGUAUGAUUUUUCUAAGGUUUUUGCUCGAUUAUUCACUUUCGGGGAAACGGUUGCAACAACAUCUUGAUUUCUUGCUCUCUAAUCUAAGAUAUGAGCACCCGACUGGAAGACAAGCGGUGCUUGAUAUGCUUAUUGCUAUUAUUAUGAAGUUUCCGCAACAAGUUCUGGAUGAGCAAUCGCAAACUAUUUUUCUCCAAUUGGUUGUUUGUUUGGCAAACGAUUGCGAGAACGAAGUCAGAUCUUUGGCUGGGGUUGCUAUAAAAUAUCUGAUUAUGAAUGUGGGAUCAAAAAGUCAACGGUCUAUAUUGAAUCACACACUGUCUUGGUUUUCAGGAGAGAAACAAGGCUUAUGGAGUGCUGCAGCACAGGUAUUGGGACUGAUGGUAGAAGAAACGAAGAAAGGCUUUGCAAAACAUAUCGAUGAUACUUUUCCUAUAAUGAGACGCAUACUUUCAUCUGCGGUCAACAUCUUUAAAAAUGGUCAAGCUGAUCUUUCCUGUGAAACGACAAUUCCCCUAUGGAAGGAAGCUUACUACUCACUCGUUCUUUUCGAGAAGAUAUUACUUCAAUUUCCUCAUCUUUCGUUAGGAAAAGAUCUUGAGGACAUAUGGGAAAUGAUAUGUGAAUUCUUGCUGUAUCCACACAUCUGGUUGCGAAAUAUAUCAAACCGUCUUAUUGCUUUGUACUUCAAGUCAUUACCUACGACCAGCGAUUGGACCGGAAGCAUUUUUUUAACGAGACCGAGUAGAAUGUUCUUUCUCGCAGUUUCUUUCUGCUCUCAAUUAAAGGCAUCACUUACCGAUGCGUUAGAAAACGACUAUCUUAGAAAAAACACUGCAUUUGCACCGCUUAAAUUAGAUUCAAUGUGGCAAAAUAAGAAAAAAGAUGAAAAAAAUGAUAAAGAUGGAAAAAAAGAAAAAGAUGAAGAAAAGCAUCCGAAACCUUAUCUUGUUCUUUGGAAGAAUAUCGUGUUUGCGAUUCUGCGUUUACAUUCAAUGUUAGGACAAGAAAAGGAGUCUCUAGUGUUCUGGUCAAAUGUAGAACAAAAAGAUGAAGAGAUUCUUUUAAGAGCUUUUGUGAUUCUUGAUUCGAGAAAAGGAAGAAGUAUGUUUGCGUCGCUCGCAUCGGGGCUUAAUGGUCGUAUUGACGUGGAGAAUUGUGAGAAUUAUAGGUUUUUGCUCAUCUCUUCUUUAGUUAAAACGAUGGGGAAGAUUGCACUUGAUAUGGAGGAAGUUCAGAUGAGACUCGUUUUUGAUAUUUUCGGAACAAUAUCACCAAAAAUCCUUGAUAGCAAUGAAAUUAAUGAAAACGCUGAGCAAAAAGAUGGUCAAACUCUUGCUUAUCAAGUGCUCCUUCCUUUAUACAAAAUCUGCGAGGGAUUUGCUGGAAAAGUUCUCUCUGAUGAGGCGAAGCAAUUUGCACAAGCGGUGCGGGAUAGCAUCAGAGACGUGAUCGAGGCACAGAAUUUUAGCAAAGUUUAUAAUUCGAUCCGGAAAAAUCUCAAGGCAAAAAGAGAUAAAAGAAAACAAGGGGAAAAGAUCAUGGCAGUUGUUAACCCAGAGAGAAAUGCAAAGAGGAAGCUUAGAAUUGCUGCCAAACAUAAAGUCAACAAAAAAAGGAAAAUAAUGACUAUGAAGUUUGGAAGAAACUGGGUAAAUUAAUCAUUUAUCUCCCAAUUUUGUUUUUUUCUUUCACAAGUGUAAGAAAUUACUUUUUUAUUGUAAAAGGCUCCCAUAACAUAUGUUUUUGAUAGAAAACUAGAAACGAGUAUUUACCUGUUUCAUGAUCGGUGGUUCAACGCAAAUAUUUACCAACA
This is a messenger RNA of Helianthus annuus (common sunflower), 8255 nucleotides long. RefSeq names its product small subunit processome component 20 homolog. Gene Ontology annotation, cellular component: 90S preribosome; nucleolus; small-subunit processome. The transcript is spliced from 32 exons. The record is from RefSeq and is a predicted model, not a curated record. NCBI's taxonomy places the organism in Eukaryota, Viridiplantae, Streptophyta, Magnoliopsida, Asterales, Asteraceae. The coding region runs from base 118 to 8100 and encodes 2660 amino acids.